This is a messenger RNA of Podospora pseudocomata, 2712 nucleotides long. RefSeq lists its product as uncharacterized. Gene Ontology annotation, biological process: prenylated protein catabolic process; prenylcysteine catabolic process. Lineage: Eukaryota; Fungi; Ascomycota; Sordariomycetes; Sordariales; Podosporaceae. Gene Ontology annotation, molecular function: prenylcysteine oxidase activity. The transcript has 3 exons. The record is from RefSeq and is a predicted model, not a curated record. Bases 658 to 2346 code for a protein of 562 amino acids.
UACAUCUUGAUGGUGCCCAGAGGGCCCAAGUUGGACUUGAGGACAUCCUGGAGACCCUCACCAGCGGUGAUGUUGACCUUGAGAGCUUCGCCCCGCCUCUGUUAAACACCCAAAUUAGCAUCCCGGUCGUCUGGUUGUAUCAGGCGGAUUCGCGUACCCUGGACUCGGCCUUGGGGUUGAGAAGCUGUGCGGCGGACAUGGUGGCAGACGGACAGCGAGGGAGGUAUCUGACGGUUCGGGGGAUCACAAGAUGUGGAGGUUCGCUGGGCUGAAGCUUGUCGCCAAUCGACAACUUUUUUUUGCAGUGCUUUUAGAUUCCAGGCGGUGGUUUAGGCGGAGCGGCAGGCAGCGACAAGGGGUGAAGGAGCUCGGACCACGGCUCAGGAGAAACACCCCGCCAACAUGCUUAUUGAUAGAUGGGUACCUCUUCUGUCACCAUUCUUCCCAGCAUUCAUAAGUAUCCACUAUCAUAACAUCAUUGGUGGGAACCAUCCAUCUCACUGUUGUCUUCGUCAGGUUGGGGCAUCAACAACUCACCACCGAGAAUCCAUGUUUGCUGGUGACGGCUUCAGGAAUGACUUGUCUGAUUUGGCUUGGAUAAUUCAUUCUUUGUAUUAAUUCUUUAAACACCUGGCGAGAAUCGCAUCAAGCAGCAUCAUGAAGGGGGCACUCAGUCGCGCCUCCACUGUCCUAGCAACAGCGCUCUCGCUAGCUACGGCUCUUCCGUCAUAUGAACCGCCUCAGAAACAGCCAACACAGCAGGUGGCCAUCAUAGGAGCUGGGGCUGCGGGCUCGUCUGCUGCAUAUUACUUACAACAAUAUGCCAAGCAACAUGAGCUUCUCGGAAUUUCCGUCAACAUCACUCUCUUUGAGAGGACGGACCGUAUUGGUGGACGAACUCUGACUAUCAACGCAUACGAUGACCCUUCACAACCAAUCGAACUCGGCGCAAGCAUAUUCAUUGAGAAGAACCAUAUCCUUCACGACGCCCUUCAAAGGUUCAACCUGUCUAAACGGAUUCCAGAUGAAGACUCAGACCCCAAGCUCGGCAUUUGGGAUGGCGAUGAGUUUGUCUUUACGGUCAACGAGCGUGAUUCAUUCUGGUGGACAGCCCUCAAGGUCAUUUACAAGUAUGGAAUCAUGGCACCGAGACGAACUCAGAAGUUGAUGGAAGCUACUAUCGCCAAUUUCUUGAAAUUAUACGAGGAGCCCAAUUUCCCUUUUCGAUCCCUUACCCAACGGGCGUACGAGCUUGGUCUGAUUGAUGUUACCGGGGUUACCGGGGAACAACUAUUGAAGGCCAACAACAUCGAUGAUCGCUAUGCACACGACAUUAUUCAGGCCAGCACCCGAGUAAACUACGCCUCAAACUUGGUCCGAAUCCACGGUCUGGACACCAUGGUCUCAAUGGCGCCUGAGGGUGCCAUGGCUGUCCAAGGUGGUAACUGGCAAAUAUUCUAUAAAAUGGCUGAGGCAUCGGGCGCCAGUCUCUUGAUGAAUUCGUCUGUGGCUUCUAUCGGAUUCUCGUCAGAAACCAAUCACUACUCUGGCAACAAGAAAUACCUUAUCCGCACCAAGUCCGCUACAUCGGAGUCAAAUGGGGAAGAGGAUUACCCCGUUGCCUUUGACAACGUUAUUAUUGCCAAUCCCUACCAGUUCAGCAAGAUCUCAGCAGAGGAGGGCGUCAUUCAACAAACCAUUGACGAGAUCCCCUACGUCCAGCUCCAUGUCACCAUUUUCACGUCGCCUUACCAGUACAGUCCCGCGUUUUUCGGCUUCACCGAGUCAAAGGAUGUCCCAGGCGGUGUUCUCACAACCCUUGCCAAAUCCGAUGGACCAACCUCUGGGGUCAAUGGCGCCGGCAAGGCAGGUUUCUUCAGCGUCACAACCUUGCGCACGACCACAAACCCCGCAACUCAAAAGCGGGAGUUUAUCUACAAGAUCUUCUCACCUGAGAAGGUUAGUCCUGAGUUCCUCAGUCGCCUGUUUGGAGUCGAGGUGCCCGAUUCCUUCACCACAGACCCUGAUGAGGAGGGUUCAGUGAGUCCCAUCACCUGGUAUCAUCCCCAUGUCUUUUACUCGUAUCCUCAAGCCUUGCCACGGGUAACGUUCCAGGACCCUAUCAUCGGUCCGGGCCUGUAUUAUACGUCUGGCAUGGACAGUUUCAUUUCCACGAUGGAAACCAAUGCGCUAAUGGGCAAGAAUGUGGCCGCCUUACUCAUGGACGAUAUUUUGAAAGCGGGCAAGAAUGGCUGCAAAGGGGCGGAGGAGAUGCACGAAAAUACUCUGCUUGAUCAGUUUCGGAGUGGCCCAGGGAGCUCAGAGAAGGACAUGAAGGAUUUGUAGAUAUAUGCGGUGGGUAAAUGACCCUUUGGCACCCGUUGUUUCCACGAGAUGCCACUGUCGAACAAUGUGGGUGUGGCUGGCCACAAAGAAGCCUUUCUUGGACCUCUGUGUCACAUCAAGCCCAGUAUGUGCUGUCAUAUGUCAAGCUAGUGGUUUCUGGCAGGUACAGAGCAUGAUGUGCUUCCUUUGAUGCUGGCAUCCCAUCAUAUCGGGAACAAAAGAAUGGGGCCCUGCAACCGGCCAGUAGGCCUUCAAAGAUCAUUGAAGCCCUGUUAAAACAGAUCCAAGGCCUAUUGACAACUCCUUAAGAAUAUCAAUUCUCUUUGCAGGUAUGUCAACUAUCCUAAUGAAAGAGAUAUGAACUAU